This is a messenger RNA of Cavenderia fasciculata, 300 nucleotides long. RefSeq lists its product as uncharacterized. The transcript has a single exon. The record is from RefSeq and is a predicted model, not a curated record. The coding region runs from base 1 to 300 and encodes 99 amino acids. NCBI's taxonomy places the organism in Eukaryota, Evosea, Eumycetozoa, Acytosteliales, Cavenderiaceae.
AUGUUUAAAAAUAGAAAUAAUCAAAUAAUAAGAAUCAUCUUUAUUUUUUGUACAAUACUAUUAUUAUCAUCAACAACAUUUGUAGACUGUAAAUUUAUUGAUCAUAAUCUUAGUCACUCUUCAUUGGUCAAUUUAAAAUGUCUACAUCCUUCUACAAUGUGUACAGAACAAAUCAUAAAAGAUAGAAUUAAUAAUUGCAAGUCUUUAGAUCAACCAACCAAUAUCAUUGGAAAAUGUAUUAAAGAUGCUGUCAUUCAAAAUAGAAGUUGUAAAGAUUCUUGUACUAAAGAACAUCUUUAA